UUGUGUGAACGAGCAGCGGCCCACGGUGGAAGCCAGGCACGGUUGCCUUCAAAAUAAGAGAUUACACUUUCCUCAUUUUGGGUUAAAAAGACCGAUUUAACUAGUAGAGGGUGGUAGACGCGCAGACUGGCUCCAACGUGUUUUAAGGGAUUGGUUGAAUUGGAAAUGGAGAGAAACCGAGAGAAAUCCGUGCAACACUUGUGCAUUAAACGACGCUUUACUUUCGCAGUUCCCCUCGGAAAAUGUAGUUCCAGCCUUGGCUACGCUGACACUGUUGUUUUAUUUUAUGAGUCCUGCUACUCUCAAGACAGAUAACAGCGCUGAAUUUGAGCAAAGGUCGGAGAAAAAUCCCCACUACUGUUACAGCGACUCUUGGCUCACAAUUUGUGGGUCAUCUAUGAGUUUAGACGUGACAUUAUGAUCGUGUGGAGACCGGGAAACUGUUGGCUUUCGGACACACAGCGGACCGUUCAGCUGUUGGGUCGCUGGUAAUCGCGCGGACCCUCUCGAGUAUGUUACUUGAAGCCCUCGCCGACGUAAAAUAGUGAAAUUGCUCACCGAAGUUGCGGCAAUGGCUUCGGCGCUGAGUUGCUUCAGUGGCCCCGAGGUGCUGGAGGACGGGAACCACGCUCGGGGUCUGAUGAGCGAGUUGAAGUCGCUGUACGACUGCCGGCUGCUCGGCGACGUCACCAUCGGAGUCGAGAGCGAAGAGGAGUCACUGGGGCACGGCGGCGAGUCCGCCGCGGGUGACAUCGACCAACUUUUCCUGUGCAGCCGCAACGUCCUCGCCGCCGCCAGCCCUUACUUCAAGAGCAUGUUCACCGGGGGGUUGACCGAGAGCAUGCAGGAGAGAGUGGUCAUACGCGGGGUGGACGCCGAGUCCAUGUCCGUGAUCAUCGACUACUGCUACACGGGCAGGGUGACCAUCACCGAGGGCAACGUCCAGCGGCUGUACGCGGCGGCCAACAUGCUUCAGCUUGAGUACAUCAGGAACGCGUGCUCCGGCUUCAUGACGAGGAGGCUGGACCUCUCCAACUGCGUGGGGAUGCUGAAAUUUGCGGACACCUAUGACAACCCCGAGCUGAAGGAGAACGCGCAAGCGUUCAUAGCCAGGAACUUUAGCCAGGUGUGCAGUGGUGGGGAGCUUUGUGAGCUGGACCUGAUGCAGUUGAAGGAGUUGUUGUCUCUGGACACUCUGGAUGUGGACUGUGAGAGGAAGGUGUGCUCGGCUGCUUUGCAGUGGAUAGAGGCAAACGCACCGCAGAAAAGGGAGGAUGCGUUGCAGGCACUCAAGUGUGUACGCUGGAACUUGUUCACCGAAAAGGACAAGUGUUACCUGGAGGGCCUCAUGGCAAGGCCUUUAAUUGAGAAAUAUCUUGCGUCUUUCUUCAACAGGACUGCGGAGGACGGCUGUGGGAUGCCUGCAGCACAGGAUGUACCAAAACACAGGAUAGGUGUAAGUGCAAAAGAAAUGAUUCUCUUCUUCGGCCUACCCAACGACAACAUCAUGUGCUGUGACCCCUACUCGGAGGACCUGUAUUUCAUGGCUCCUCCUUUAGAAGACCUCAGCAGUCAGGAUUACAAACGCUCCACCAUGGAGUCCUUAAUCGCCUGUGCCACGCCGGAAAACAACCUGUACCUAGCCUCCCACCUCUCUAAACACUUCUGGCUGUAUAACCCUGUGCUUAACAGCUGGCAGGAGUUGGCAGAGAGGCCACUGGGGAGGAUACACUCUGGGAUGGGCUACCUCAACGGCCAUGUGUACCUCUUGGGAGGGAGAAAUCCAGUGACGGAUGCCAGACUGAAGGAGGUCGAGUGCUACAACGUCCAGAGGAACCAGUGGACGUUUGUGGCUCCCCUGCCUCACUCUUUGGGUAAAAUGCAGGUGGUGGCGUUAAAUGACCACCUGUAUGUGGUAAACAAAAGGAGGAUGCUUUGCUACGACCCCAAGAGGAACCGCUGGCGCCACUGUGGCUCACUAAGAAGAGACAAGCUUCACAAGGCCUGCGUAUUUCAGGACCAGAUCAUCUGUGUGUGUGAUAUCCCUGUGGUGAAAGCCUACAGCCCCACCAGGGGGGAAUGGAAGAGGUUGGGUGACAUUCCUAUUGACAGUCGAGCUCUAAAUUACCAGGUGAUACAGCACAACAACAAGUUGCUCCUGCUCACUCAGACUUUACUGCAGCACAACAAAAAUAGGGUCCUCAUCCAUGAAUACGACCCAGGCAGGGACACCUGGAAGAAUGUCAUGGCAGUGUAUGUGUCCACCCUGGGGCCCGUGUGUGUUUCAACACGCGUGUACCCAGCGUGCCUGGGUUCUGCUCACAGCUUCUCUACAGAGGAGGACGAUGACAGUGGCUCCAGUGCCGACUGGGACUUUGACGGCUUGACAGAUGCGGACUCCGAUUCUGGCAGCUCAAGCUCUUUCUCAGAUGAGAACUGGAGCAGACCUGCUUAUGAUCGAUGCAAAAUCAUGACUGUGACUUUUGGGGACAUCAGGCAGCUCAAGUGCCUCAUGUUAAUGACUUCAAACACAACCGGUCAUCUACGGGGCUUUAACAUUUGCUGUGCUUUUUGUGUUGUUGAUGCACAUCGAGAUGUCGCACGCAGCCGGCGUUGCGAAAACUACUGUGUGAAAUGUAGAAGCCAAUGUACUGUAUGCUCACUCAGGUUUGGGCUUAAGCAAAAGCCUUUAGCCAUGAUUGACAUUUUUUUGAGAUGUAAUGAAAUUAGGUGGCUUUGGUGACAAUUUAUAAAUUUUAUUAAAUUUAUUUGAGACUAUUUUAUUGAGUGAAUGUAUAUGUUUUUGUAUCUAUGCUUUUUUUUUUAACUUAAAGUUUGUUACAAUCAGAAGUCAAAAUUCGCAGCAUUUUUAGUAUUAUUUGUUCCUGGUGGAUUGUUUUAGUUGGAGGAAACUUUGUCUGCAUGUAUACAACUGUUUGCAAAGCCACUGCCCUCACCAACCACCCCAUACACUCAGUUACCAGUUUAUUAGCUGAGUUGAAACACAUCGAAGUGUUAUUAAUCUGUCCAACCUCGUUGAUAUAAAUAUUGUAGACAAAAUAUUAGAAACACCGAACUACAGCCUCCAAAAAUGUUUUUAAAGCUGACUCAACACCUCUAAAACAGUUUAGACAAGCACUGAACAUUAUAACCUUCAUGAGCGUAGGAUUUAUAACAGCGCUGUUGAAUGAGACUGUAUUAGAUUUAGCUAGUUGUACCUAAUAAGCUGGUAAAUGAGUGUAGUUCCCACUGUUUUGUCUGUAUGAUGGAUGGUUGAAGUGUUAUAAGUUUGAAUAUGUGUGUGUGAGUGUGUGUGUGUGUGUUUUUGAGGGGGAGGGGUUGCUCGGCUGUGGUAACACACAUGGUCAGGAUUAUAAAGAUGUUUUGGUGUAUGUGUCAAAUAAGCAUCUGUGUCUGAUGCAGAAGAAGAGCAUUUGUGUGUGUGUGUGUGUGUGUGUGUGUGUGUGUGUGUGUGUCUUU
Xiphias gladius (swordfish) is the source of this 3480-nucleotide messenger RNA. RefSeq names its product kelch repeat and BTB (POZ) domain containing 7 (gene kbtbd7). Bases 572 to 2743 code for a protein of 723 amino acids. The transcript is spliced from 3 exons. Gene Ontology annotation, molecular function: protein binding. The record is from RefSeq and is a predicted model, not a curated record. Lineage: Eukaryota; Metazoa; Chordata; Actinopteri; Istiophoriformes; Xiphiidae.